AAGUAACAAUAAAACAAUACAUUCUAAAAAAAAAAAAAAAAAAAAAAAAAAAACAAUACAAUCGGAAACCGAAGAAAACAACCCUACCUCUAUGCCAUCUGAUCUCUCUAACCCUAUCCCUCUGUUCUAUCCUCAUUUCAGCCGCUCCCCUUUCUUCCCUUUCUUUAUUCUCCAUGGGAAUACCUGUGUUUUCCCCUUCUUCAUGGCCGCCGCCGGUAGCCCUUCUCCUGCGGCUGCCGUUGUCUCGCUGGCUCCAUGUUUCUCUGUCUAUUGCCGGAUAGCUCUCCUCCCUCUCCUCUUCCCGGCGUGGUCGAGUUGCUCAUCUCUCUGCCUCAUCCUCUGCGGUUUUUGGGGUAAGUCCGAAUCAUUCAAAGUCCUUUUCUUUUAUUGUUCUUGUCGCUUAAAGAUUGAUUUGGUUGAAGAUGUCUACAAAGUUGCAAUCUUUUGGUUUUGUUGUUAGAUCUAAUUGAUGGAAUUGUUUUUUUUUUCAUUGAGUUUUUUUGUUGGGUCCAAGAUGAUUUGGUGGAGAUAGGGUUUAUUUUGGUGUUGUGAUUUGGUUUCUUCGCCUCGUAAAAUAAUUUAUCUAUUACCAUUUGAUUUCCUCUUUUUGAAUCGAUUGGUUAGGCUUAGUUAUGGGGGCAAAGUUAUGAACUUUGAUUGGUUUCCUUGUCGGAUCGAAGCUGUGAUGAAAAUUGCCUCUUCUUGUUGUUUGCCUCUGAUUCUGUUCAUGUUUUCAAAGGCGAGGGAUGAAUGUCUUCCUGGUUCGUUGUACCAAAUCAAAAGACUUGACUUGACCCUUUGUUUCUAGAUCUCUUAGUGUUCUCUCAGAAGGGUCUUUCCUAUGGAUCUUGUUUGAUCUGGAUCUUGCUCUAAUAGUUUGUUGCUCUUACACAGGCUAAUGGGUAAUCAUCAAUGAAAUGAGCUCUCGAAGACGAGCUCGCGCUGAACCUGAAUCCUUUGAUCAAAGCCAAAGGUUUGUAUCUCAGUCAUUUUCCUCGUUCACUGCUCUUUUGAUUCGAAUAAGCUUUUCCCGAGAGUAGGAAUUGUGAAAAUACAACAAAUUGCAACGAUUCUGAUAUCGUUUUCUGGGUUUGAAUCAACAUCCUACCGUUAGUCCAACCCACUGGGAAAUUCGGAUAUACGCAUCAAAACGAGACUUAAGCUGUAUUCGAUGCUCUAAGUUGAUUUAAGUGGGAUACCUUCGUCUAUAGGAAUGUCUAAGAUAGUAAGAUAGCUACAUCGAUAGGGAUAGGGACACUCCGGUCUUCUUGUUCCAUCCUUGUACGACCUGCAUCGAUAGGGAUAGAGACACACAAUCAAUGUAACAGUCAAGCCUCAUGUAAAAUGAACUUGACAAAACGAUGUAUAAAGUGAAUGACUAAUAACCUUUAGUAUUCUAACUAAGAAAAGAGUUACAAAAUUAUUAACGAUAACAAAAAAAUAGCAAAUGUUUUGAUAUAUUACAAAAUAUUUGGCUAAUAUUUGUACUUCGAAAAGCUUUGCAAUAAGCAUUACUAACAAAAUUACUAACAAAAUUACUAAUGGAUUCUUGCUAUGUUACUAACAAAGGCUACUGCUGCCAUACCACAAGGUAGUCCCACUUAUUACCAACCAUUAGCCUAGUGUUAAAUCCUCGUUAAAAGUUUUGUUAGUAAUGCUUAUUGCAAAGCCUUUCGAAGUACAAAUAUUAGCCAAAUAUUUUGUAAUAUAUCAAAACAUUUGCUAUUUUUUUGUUAUCGUUAAUAAUUUUGUAACUCUUUUCUUAGUUAGAAUACUAAAGGUUAUUAGUCAUUCACUUUAUACAUCGUUUUGUCAAGUUCAUUUUACAUGAGGCUUGACUGUUACAUUGAUUGUGUGUCUCUAUCCCUAUCGAUGCAGGUCGUACAAGGAUGGAACAAGAAGACCGGAGUGUCCCUAUCCCUAUCGAUGUAGCUAUCUUACUAUCUUAGACAUUUCUAUAGACGAAGGUAUCCCACUUAAAUCAACUUAGAGCAUCGAAUACAGCUUAAGUCUCGUUUUGAUGCGUAUAUCCGAAUUUCCCAGUGGGUUGGACUAACGGUAGGAUGUUGAUUCAAACCCAGAAAACGAUAUCAGAAUCGUUGCAAUUUGUUGUAUUUUCACAAUUCCUACUCUCGGGAAAAGCUUAUUCGAAUCAAAAGAGCAGUGAACGAGGAAAAUGACUGAGAUACAAACCUUUGUCUUAGAUCAAAGGAUUCAGGUUCAGCGCGAGCUCGUCUUCGAGAGCUCAUUUCAUUGAUGAUUACCCAUUAGCCUGUAUAAGAGCAACAAACUAUUAGAUCAAACAAGAUCCAUAGGAAAGACCCUUCUGAGAGAACACUAAGAGAUCUAGAAACAAAGGGUCAAGUCUUUUGAUUUGGUACAACGAAUGAGGAAGACAUUCAUCCCUCGCCUUUGAAAACAUGAACAGAAUCAGAGGCAAUUCUCAUCACAGCUUCGAUCCGACAAGGAAACCAAUCAAAGUUCGUAACUUUGCUCCCAUAACUAAGCCUAACCAAUCGAUUCAAAAAGAGGAAAUCAAAUGGUAAUAGAUAAAUUAUUUUACGAGGCAGAGAGACGAAUAAACCAAAUCACAACACCAAAAUAAACCCUAUCUCCACCAAAUCAUCUUGGACCCAUCAAAAAAACUCAAUGAAAAAAAAAACCAUUCCAUCAAUUAGAUCUAACAACAAAACCUAAAGAUUGCAACUUUGUAGACAUCUUCAACCAAAUCAAUCUUUAAGCGACAAGAACAAUAAAAGAAAAGGACUUUGAAUGAUUCGGACUUACCCCAAAUCAUCUUGGAUCCGCAAUCGCUCUACAAUGACGACAUCCGCUUCAGCGUGCUCCACAGCCAACCAACAUAGGCCAGCAGAUCGGGCCUGAGUUGGCGUGAUGUCGGUUUCGAUAGUAAGGCAGCCAGCUCUCUUAUGUUCAUUUCCUUCCUGGUUUUCUUAGUGUUUUCUGAAUGUGGCUCAGUGAUUAGCCUCAAUGCACAAGUCAAAGCCGUUGAUGCUGCUGCUAGGGUGGUCAGGGAUGACUUAGCUUGACUAAUUAGGCACACUACCCUACAGGGCUUAAGUUUGGGUUCACAUUAGGGCAAUGGACAACACUUGUGAGGUCUUUUCUGUGUGCUUUCACUCCAGUAAUACCCGGUAGACUCGCUAGUGGCUAAGUUAGUCAUUUAUGAUUGAGCCACUCGACACAUGACUGCUUCUAGUUCUUGGGGUUCUCUGCUUCAGUUGGGCGUGUGUUCGUUCGAUGUUUGGUGGAGCUUAGUUCACAUGUUGAAUGGUUUAGCCCAUUCGUUUCUUUGUUUGUUUUAAGUAUGGAUUCUUCUAGCAAGAUGAAUCUGCACUCUUUAAUUAAGUUGUCAAUGUUCAUUAACAUCUCCACAUUGCUUGAUUCUCAAUAAACUUGGGGGGCAUCUAUAAGAGAGCAGGAAAGUUUGGAUUUCUUGCUGGACUCUCAAUCAACAUGGGGAAUCGGUACUCCUACUUCGCAUCAUCAAGGCCGAAUUUGUUGUGUGCUUAUUCUUUUUGGGUUUCUGUCUUUCUCUGUUGUCAAUCGCUUUAUGGAUAUUGGUAAUUGAUUCCUUGUUUAAUUAAUUAUUCCAAGGUUUGAUUAAUUGCUAGAGCAUCAUUCAGACAAGAUUUUCUUUUUGGCCAAGUCUUUUGUGUCUGUCAUUUUAGAUCUCAUGCGAGUUUCAUCUCCGUCAACCAGUUUUGUUUUUGAUCGAAUUUAGGAAAAUGUUCGUCAAUCAGGGUCUGAUUUGCCACUUGCUUUUUAAUUUGGAUGCAUGAGUUUUUGACUGGGUUGUUGUUUCUCUCAAUUGAAUGAUUCACAUUCUACAAGUUUCUGUUGUUUCUUUCAUUAGACAAAACAUGCUUGCGAAGAUUGAACUUACUCUGAGUUGUUUCAACCAGACACUGCCAAGAAUUGAUAUUUUGUCAAUCAACAAGAGAAUGAACAUGUAUUUUGCUUUUCCGGUAACUAGCUUUCAUUAAAGGUAACUCCAAUGUAUUUGGCAAAUGGGAUGUUCCUUUCAUUAAUUAUGUGCAUUUCGUUUCUUCUGAGUUAGUGUUUGUCUUUCAGAAAAUUUCGGUGAGACAGUAAAAUGAUUUGUUUUCUUUCUUCCUCAGCUUAGCCAAUAGCUGGCUGGUGAAUGUAGAAUUUAUCCGGUUCCCUUAAUCAGUUACCUUGUAUGUGAUCGUGUGACCUUGUUAUGUUUUGCUCUUUGUUCCUUUGCACCCUCCGAUAUUCCGUUCCUUGCUUCUCUUUCUGGAGUGUUACUGUUUCAGCCCUCUUGUUACUCAAAGUGGUUCUGCUGUAUAAGGGGCAUCGAAUUGCGAUUGUAUUAACUUAUGAAUCCUUCAAAAUUUUUGCAGCCACGAAUAACUGGUUUGUAUGUCGGAGGAGAGAGAUGUCGGUAGAACGAAGCAGGGGCUAUAUUUUUCAAUCUGGUGAUGCAGCAGUCAAUGUUGAAGUUGGAGAUUAUUGCUUCAUUUAAGAGCUCAAGGAAAGUACCCAGGUGCCUAUCCUAUAAUGGCUGGUUAUUCUGGGGAGGAUUAACGCAAGGGAUAAGCAGUUGAAAUGAGGUAAACUAACUGACAGCUCUUGUCCUCUUUGCCCUUUUUAUUUGGAAUCAAGGGAGCACAUUUUCUUUUGCUGUAGCUAUUCAGAUAUUUUCUAGUGUAUUUCGACGUCAAGUAAGUGGAAGAGGGGAUUGGUUCUGUAAUCUGGAUUCUGUUUGUCAGUUGGCGCGGACUAGAACCGUAUAGCUGGCAGAUUGGUAGGUAUAUAUGGAAGGAUAUAUAUGGUGGUUCUUCCAUGGUCACAUCCUGCCUUGAUUCUCCAGGACUUGCUAAUUCACUUGCUAACUCUCUACAUCCUUCUUGCCACAUGUGCUGUGGCUUGCAAUUAGUAGUCUAUUCUUUUUCCAGAUUGACUAAAAAGGUUUCUUUGAUGAAGCACAUAACUAAGGAAGAAGAAGAAGAGGGAUCGGGCGGUAUAAAAAAAUGAGCAGUUUACCAAUCUGGCAAUGCCUCUACUCCUCAGCUUAUAUAAUCUUUCUGCUUUUCGGUUUUUAUAUCAAGCGUUUGCUGCUAUUUACUAUUUCAGACCUUAGCAGGUUUAAAAUCAAAGUACUGUUGCAAU
Linum trigynum is the source of this 5154-nucleotide messenger RNA. The record is from the annotation of a GenBank genome assembly. NCBI's taxonomy places the organism in Eukaryota, Viridiplantae, Streptophyta, Magnoliopsida, Malpighiales, Linaceae.